UCCCAAGUGAGUAAGUCAGCUCAGAAACCCUAACAUGGCUACUCCUUCAAAGAUCCAAUUGUUCUUGAAUCUUCUUCUUUUCCUAGCUUUCAUUCCUGCUGCUUUUUCCACAGCUCCAACUUCUUCUGUUUCUUCCAUUGAUCAACUCCAAUAUUGGUCCAAAAACGUCCUCAAUCCCAUGCCUAAAACCAUUGCUUCGAAACUUUCCCCACUUUUGAAACAAGACUCGAAUCACUUCGCUUCCUUAGUUUCAUCAAAACAAAGGUUCCCCUUUGAUUAUGCCAAUUUCUGCUCUAAGGCCAAGUUAUUCUGUUCCACAACAUUAGAUAAUAUCCGUCAAAACCUUGGCAAUGGAUACAACUCAUACAAUAUCGACAAACAUGCCUCGAACAAAGGCAACCCUGAUCCCAACUCUUUCUUUAGGCUCGCAAUCCUCAAGAAUGGGAAUAAAAUUCAUCUUCCAGAUUUGAAUGAUCGAAUCCCUUUUCGUGCAUUUCUUCCGUCCCAAAUUGCAUCAAAGAUAUCCACAAUGAAAUCUAAUGAUCUUGAAAAUUUUUUCCCACAAUCAUUUACGUCACCGGUCACUAAAGAAGCCAUAGAAACUAGCAUCUUGUAUUGUAGCUCCCCAAGAUUAAAGGGUGAAAUCAAAUCCUGUCCCAAUUCAGUAGAGGAUAUGAUAAAUUUCUCAAAGAAGAGUUUGGGAGAGAACAAAUUAAUUGCACUGACUAGCCAGAGCACAAAAGGGUCCAAUAAGGAGGUUGAAAUCCAAAACAUAAAGCAAUUCCGUUCUGAAAAAGUUGUUUCAUGUCACGAAAUUUUCUUUCCUUUUGCUACUUACUUUUGUCACCUGCUCUCUUCUACUCGGCUCUACUCCGUUGAUGUUGUCGAUCCGGCUACAAAAGUUCCCGUAAAUAGGCUAUUGGCAAUAUGUCACAUGGAUACGUCAGGAUGGCCGGUAGAACACGUGGCGUUUAAGAUUUUGAAAUUCACUCCGGGACGCGGCGAAGCGUGCCACUGGUUCACUCAAAUUGAUCUUGUUUGGUUAGGAAAUAAUGGAGCAGAUCAAAAGAUAUUAUGAAGUUGAAUUUAUGUCUCUAUUUAUACGUGGGAAGUCUAGUUAAAUCCGAUGAAAUUGAUCAUCGAUGAUCCACUUCUGGAUUUCGUGUGUAAGGUUUGUAAAAAAACUAUGUGCUUCGUGUUUACUACGUACGUCUACGUACUCUUGGUUUGAAUCAUAUGAAACCCAUGUAACUCUCUCUUUCGCGUGUAAUAAUCGUAUCUUUUUUGUUUUCUUCUUUGUUUGUCAUUAAGUUAUAUGCUUUUGAAUAGUUUGAAAAUUGUUGAAAAUUACCAAGAUUAUUUAUUUGCAAGCAUGGCCACCAGUUCAUACGACCGAAACCGCCUCCGCCUAGCUUCCGACCGGCCGGAUCCGUAGCCUAAUUUGGCUAGAAAAGGGCUGUCGACUGGCUUGGUGUAGUUCACUUGAUAUGAGAAGUAAAAUCAUGGAAUGAAUUGCUGUUAUAGGUCAACGAAUAUGAAACUAAAUUUAGCGACCGGGAAAAGAACACUCGCAUCCCCCCUAAAUUUUUCCUACUUACUAUAGACAUGUUAAAUUUUUCGUAGAACAUUAUGCAUUUAGCUUAUUUCCAUACCUGCUUUAAAAUAUUAUAGUGUUACUAAUUAUUUUUGUAAAUCUCGCACCUCUUUCUCAAAUGUCAAUGGAAAGAAAAACCAUUUGAAGUCCA
Oldenlandia corymbosa var. corymbosa is the source of this 1745-nucleotide messenger RNA. The record is from the annotation of a GenBank genome assembly. NCBI's taxonomy places the organism in Eukaryota, Viridiplantae, Streptophyta, Magnoliopsida, Gentianales, Rubiaceae.